AUGAAUCGUAACGGAACCAGCCGAUCACCGUCUGUCAUACUGGCGGAUGACAAUCCUGCUUAUUCUUAUGGCUUUGGAUCGCCGAAAAGAAACAAUGCCGCCUCCGGAGGGUAA
Haemonchus placei is the source of this 114-nucleotide messenger RNA. Lineage: Eukaryota; Metazoa; Nematoda; Chromadorea; Rhabditida; Trichostrongylidae. The record is from the annotation of a GenBank genome assembly.